GAUGUCAUUUGUCAUUUCACACGUGCGUGUAAACGAGAUUUCGUGUUUUGUGCGGCUCUAACCUAUAGAAUAUCGUAAAAAUGGUUAAAGUAAAAGCAAAAAGUUCUAAAAAGAAAGAAAUAAAGACUCAACCGACAAAAAUGGAAGUAGAAACUGUUGUGUUACCUCCAGUGCGUAUGUCGGAUGAUCCUACUCCGAAACAGGUAAAAUGGAUCAACAGGCAGAGAGUACUGGUAUUCGCGGCUCGUGGUAUUAACCACCGGCACCGUUAUCUCAUGGAGGACAUUAAGAAACUAAUGCCUCACCACAAGACUGAGUCCAAAAUGGAAAGGAGCAAGAACUUGUACGUGGUGAACGAGAUCAGCGAAAUGAAGAACUGUAAUAAAUGCAUCCUGUUUGAAGGCAGAAAGAUGAGGGAUCUGUAUUUGUGGAUGGCUAACAUUCCCAAUGGUCCAAGCGUAAAGUUUUUAGUAGAAAACAUUUACACAAUGGGUGAGCUCAAAAUGACAGGAAACUGUUUAAGAGGAUCCAGACCGCUUCUUUCUUUCGAUCCGCAAUUCACCAAGGACCCACACUAUGCCUUGCUGAAGGAACUACUAAUCCAGAUAUUUGGGGUGCCCAACCACCAUCCUAAAAGUCAACCAUUCUUUGAUCAUGUUUAUACCUUCAUGGUGCUUGACAACAGAAUUUGGUUCAGAAAUUACCAGAUUUUAUCUGAAGAUGGUGCAUUGGCUGAAAUUGGACCUAGAUUUGUGUUGAACCCUGUAAAGAUAUUCUCUGGCUCAUUCGGUGGGGUGACCAUCUGGGAAAACCCAAAGUAUGUAAGCCCAGCUAAACUGCGGCAAGCUUUCUCCAAGAAAGCUGGUGAUAAAUACGAGAGACGGAUUGAAAAGAAAGCGGUGUACGAGGCUACGAAGCCUGAGACAGGGUAUCCGGAUAUUGAAGAUGCUGACUUCUUCAAGGGGGAUGCAGUGGAGAAGGCUGAAGAAGUAGUUGUGAAAGAAAUAAAGGAAGAGGUGGACAGUGAUGAAGAAGUUCAGGUUAGACCUGCCGUCAAGAAAUCUAAGAGCAAACCGGACAUGGCCAUCAGACGGAAACAACUCAAAGCCAAAAGCAAGCUCAUCUCCGACCAGAUAAAGAAGAGGAAACAGUUCAAAAAGAAAAAGCCAAAUAAAAAAUAAAUACGUACUUAAUCAAAUUUUGUAUUCCAUAAAUCAGGUUAUAAUCAAUGCGGCCAAAUCCGUCUGCGGAAAAUUCCGUAAACGAGCUUAUUUUUCGAUCCUAGAAAAUAGGGCCCAUCUGCUUCUUAUUGCUGAAAUUAAAUCGCAGCUUUGUCAAUGAAGUUAACAAUCGUGGACUAUUGUUUCAAAAACAAGCGCUCGUGUACGGAAUUCCCUCAGACGGAUUUGGAAGCUAUAAGGAUACCUUGUCAUAAAUAAAUAUUUCCACACAAAA
This is a messenger RNA of Cydia pomonella (codling moth), 1455 nucleotides long. RefSeq names its product ribosome biogenesis protein BRX1 homolog. The record is from RefSeq and is a predicted model, not a curated record. Gene Ontology annotation, molecular function: rRNA binding. NCBI's taxonomy places the organism in Eukaryota, Metazoa, Arthropoda, Insecta, Lepidoptera, Tortricidae. Bases 81 to 1181 code for a protein of 366 amino acids. Gene Ontology annotation, biological process: rRNA processing; ribosomal large subunit assembly. Gene Ontology annotation, cellular component: nucleolus. The transcript has 5 exons.